AUGCAGACUGCUUCUACAAACAUUUGUGAAAGACUGUGCAAUAAGUCCCAUCUGUGACAUUUGCUUGCUACUAAAUAUUCCACGGUCAACUGUUGUAGUGGUAUUAUAACAAAGUGGAAGAAACUGGGAACAACAGCAACUCAGUCACGAAGUGGUAGGCCACGUAAAAUGACAGAGCGGGGUCAGCGCAUGCUGAAGCACACAGUGUGCAGAAGUUGCCAACUUUCUGCAGAGUCAAUAGCUAAAGACCUCCAAACUUUGUGUGGCCUUCAGAUUAGCACAACAACAGUGCGUAGAGAGCUUCAUGGAAUGGGUUUCCAUGGCCGAGCAGCUGCAUCCAAGCCUUACAUCACCAAGUGCAAUGCAAAGCGUUGGAUGCAGUGGUGUAAAGCACGCUGCCACUUGACUCUA
Molecule: messenger RNA, 411 nt
Organism: Staurois parvus
Lineage: Eukaryota; Metazoa; Chordata; Amphibia; Anura; Ranidae
Source: the annotation of a GenBank genome assembly